GUCAAUUCUGUCAUUUCAAUUUCAGUUUUCAGCCAAUUUUCACAUUUUCAGCCACUUUUCAAGUUUUCAGUCCAGAAGUUCUGCAUGGUACCUAUUGAUAUUAAUUGGACUCAAAGAUGUUUACGUUAAAUAAUCAAUUGGAAAUGAAGAAAAUCACAGUCUCAAGUUUAAUAUCCUGCAUUUAUUUACCCAGUAUUGUCACUGUGAUAUCUUACAAAGGAUUGCUGUAUACCGUCGGGAAUGGAUCAUCCUUCUACAUUUUAGUGUUGAUCUUUGUAGCUGAAAUACUGAAGGCGUUUUAUUUGAGUGAAUCCAACAAUGAAGCCCAGCAGAAACGAAGCAAGCCUGGAAAAAGCCGUGCCAGUGAUAUUGUUAAAUCUUUCAUAUUUCUUCUCUGUAUCAUGUUUUGUUUCUUUGUGGGAAUCAUUCUAUUUGGUGCACCAGUGCUGGAGAGUCAUGAAGAGACCUUGAUGCUGUCUGCCUUGCUGACGCUGCUCACAGUGUUUCCCUUGAUUGCACAUGCUGGAGUUGAAACCUCCAUGCAACUCUUGUUUGGAGUGAAGUCAUACACUAAAGACAGUAUUUUUGAAAUGCUAGUAAAUAAUUCAAUAUUAACAGUCUGCGGUGCUUGGUUGGGUGCAGUGGUCAUUCCCCUGGACUGGAACACUCCGUGGCAGCAGUGGCCCAUUCCUUGUUACCUCGGAGCUCUUGGAGGAUACCUUCUGUCCAAUGUAUUAACUGUAUUUAAAAUGACUCUUGUAACUGCUUCAUAUAAAUAUCCCUCUCUUAAGUUUUUUGUCAACAUGGUUGACAAAUUGAGGGCAAGUAAGUAAUUUAAAUGUAAAUUUUGUUUGUAGUAAACCUAAGUAUUAGUAAUUUUGUAUUAAUUUUAGAAUAAAUUAAAUUAUUCAAUUCA
Plutella xylostella (diamondback moth) is the source of this 916-nucleotide messenger RNA. RefSeq names its product phosphatidylinositol glycan anchor biosynthesis class F (gene PIG-F). Gene Ontology annotation, cellular component: endoplasmic reticulum membrane. NCBI's taxonomy places the organism in Eukaryota, Metazoa, Arthropoda, Insecta, Lepidoptera, Plutellidae. Gene Ontology annotation, biological process: GPI anchor biosynthetic process. The record is from RefSeq and is a predicted model, not a curated record.